AUUGCCCCUCCUUUCCCUUAGAUUUACGCUACUUUGGCGUCCCCUCCCACUUUACUUUGCGUAAGUUUUCGAGGCUCCCCUUUGUUUUGGCAGCCGGAAUCCUAAGACGAUACACGAUUGUUUUUUUGUUUUCUUUCUACUUGUGUUGGUGCGUUUGUAUGCUUGUGAGUCUAUAACGGUGCCCUACUGUUUCCUUAAGUGUUGCUUGUUCGUUUUUCUAUGUUAUUCAGUUAGUCGUAGUUGUAUGUUUAUCUUUGGAACACGAGUGUCUACGCUAUCGUGGUGUACGUUGUAGUGUGACUGUUAUUAAGGAACGAGGCAUUCCCUUUGUAUAUUCGUCCUUGUUCAUCUUUCCCCUUCGGGUUCCCCACCCCGCGCGGCCCAAUUUUGCCCCUACCAUUUCCUUCUUCAUCUAUAUUUAGCAUAAAUUAAUAUGUACUUGUUGGAUGUUUGAAGCAACCCGUCUGAAAUAUUUUUCCAUUACAGCUUAUUUUUGUUGUGGGCCUAUUAUGCAAAUGCGUGGCUCUGUGGCUGUGUUUUUGGUGCUCUGUGCUUCUGAGAAAUCUACCCUUACCUCUUAUCUUUUGAAACUUGCAACACUUGUUUACCAUCAAUAGGUGACUAUAUAGAAAGUGCAAUGCUGCUGUUCAGCUACUCAGUAGUGCUUGCAGUAACUGGUGUGGUAGCUCUCUCGGAAGAAGAUGUCCUACGGCGUUUUAGCGCAAUAGAAGAUAGUGAAAGGCGGCACGAAGUUGAAAUAUAUGCUUUGAAAUCAGAGAUGAAAAGUCAACGCGAAGUUAUAGAGAAACAAGAACAGAAGAUACAGUCAAUGCAGAGAGAGAUCGAUACACUGAAAUCUGAAGACAAAGAUUGCUCCACAACAGACAAAUUACACGACAGAAUAAGACACGCACCUUCGCCUGAAAGUAUCACACGUGAAGAAGAGAUCGGAAGCAGAAAACAGAGAAAGUAUGCUCUUCCAAGAAGCAGAAUGGUCAAGAAAACUGUUACGGAAGGAGUUGCGUUUACAGUUUACUUGGACCAUGCUGUUGACUUUGGACAAGAUCAGACAAUCAAAUUCAACAAGAUCAGAAUUGAUUACAAUCUAACAAUAUUGAAACCGACAUGUUGUUGAUUUUUAUGAUAAAGAAAUGUAGAAUGUUUUAAUAACCUUCUUGCAACAAUAGGGAUGUCGCCACUAAAACCUAA
This is a messenger RNA of Mercenaria mercenaria, 1209 nucleotides long. RefSeq lists its product as uncharacterized. Lineage: Eukaryota; Metazoa; Mollusca; Bivalvia; Venerida; Veneridae. The coding region runs from base 638 to 1135 and encodes 165 amino acids. The record is from RefSeq and is a predicted model, not a curated record. The transcript is spliced from 4 exons.